Messenger RNA from Alnus glutinosa, 3855 nucleotides. RefSeq names its product protein FAR1-RELATED SEQUENCE 5-like. Bases 328 to 3132 code for a protein of 934 amino acids. Lineage: Eukaryota; Viridiplantae; Streptophyta; Magnoliopsida; Fagales; Betulaceae. The record is from RefSeq and is a predicted model, not a curated record. Gene Ontology annotation, molecular function: zinc ion binding. Gene Ontology annotation, biological process: regulation of DNA-templated transcription. The transcript is spliced from 8 exons.
UUAAUUUCCCCUCCCAACGCAUCUUCAUCUUUUUCUUUCUCUCUCCAGCCGGCCGUCCGACGAUUUCCCCUCCCAACGCAUCUUCAUCUUUCUCUUUCUCUUUCUCUCUCUCCAGCCGGCCGUCCGACGUUCUUCACCGGCGACUGAGACGGAACUAGAUCCGACCGAACGAAGCCAGCUGUCCGACGUUCUUCACCGGCGCCAUCUCCACCGGCGACUGAGACGGAACUAGAUCCAACGGAACAAAGCCAGCUGUCCGACGUUCUUCACCGGCGACUGAGACGGAACUAAAUCCAACGGAACAAAGGCCACAUUCUGUUCUCUUAAAUGGAGUUUUCAAGCUCACGCUUGGAGAAUGAGGACGAAGUUGAAUAUCUAUGUACACAUAUUCCAAAUGACAACGAUUCAAUCGACGAAGAUGGACCUGAAUUUGAGUUGGAUGAUAAGGAGGAUAAUGAGCCACAAUACAAGAUGAUAGAUUUGAAUGAUAAAGUUGAAGAACCUAAAGAAUUAAUGAUGUUUGAUUCGUUGGAAGAAGUGGAAGAAUAUUAUAGGAAGUAUGGUCAGCAAGUUGGUUUUGGUGUGGUAAAAAGAACUGGAAAAAAGGGGAAAGAUGGAAGUCGUAGGUACAUAACCCUUGCAUGUAUUCGCCAAGGCAAACCAAAUAAAGGCAAAGAUGAUUGUACAAAGGCAGUUCCAAAAAUAAUUAGAACGCAGUGUAAAGCCAGGAUUUGUGCGACAUUGAGUGCUGAUGGAAAGUGGUUUUUGAGUAAUGUUGUGGUGGAGCAUAAUCAUUGUUUAAGCCCAGAAAAAACAAGGUUUUUUAGAUGUUAUAAGAAUAUAGAUGCUGCGGUGAAAAGAAGGCUUGAGUUAAAUGAUAGAGCCGGAAUACGUACGAAUAAGAAUUUUAAUUCUUUAGUAGUUGAAAAAGGGGGGUAUGAGCAGCUUACUUUUGGAGAAAAAGAUUGUAGGAAUUAUAUUGAAAAGGCAAGAGAGCUUCGUCUUGGCAAAGGAGGUGCUCAGGCACUUCGUGAUUAUUUCAGUAGAAUGCAAAAGCAGAAUGAUGGGUUCUAUUAUGUGAUGGAUGUCGAUGAUGAUUGUAGGUUGCGUAAUGUGUUUUGGGCUGACGCACGAAGUAGGGCAGCGUAUGAAUUCUUUGGGGAUGUCAUUACGUUUGAUACGACAUACUUGACCAAUAGAUAUGACAUGCCAUUUGCUCCGUUUGUAGGUGUGAAUCAUCAUGGUCAGUCAAUACUAUUGGGGGCAGGACUAAUAUCAAAUGAGAAUACUGAAACAUUUGUUUGGUUGUUUAGCACUUGGUUAGAGUGCAUGAAUGGCAAAGCUCCAAGUGCAAUUAUAACAGAUCAAGAUAGGGCAAUGAAAAAUGCAAUUGCUAUAGUUUUCGCAGAGAAAACUCGACAUAGAUAUUGUUUGUGGCACAUUAUGAGAAAACUGCCAGAAAAGUUUGCAGCACAUGCUCAAUUCAAUGGCAUCAAGAGUGCCCUUAAUGUUUGUUUGUAUGAUUCUCAAAGUUGUGAUGAAUUCGAAGAAAAUUGGAAAAAUCUACUUGAGACUUAUGAACUUCAGGACAAUGCAUGGCUGAAUGGGUUAUAUAAUGAGCGGACUUUUUGGGUGCCCACAUAUAUGAAAGAUACAUUUUGGGCUGGAAUGAAUACUACACAGCGUAGUGAAAGUAUGAAUGCGUUUUUUGAUGGUUAUGUGCACUCACAGACCACACUGAAGGAAUUUGUUGAUCAAUUUGAUAAUGCUUUGAGGAAAAUGGUUGAGAAAGAGAAAAAAGCUGAUUUCGAUUCUUGGAACCGCAUGAUUCCAUGUUUAACCCCCUAUCCUUUAGAGGAGAAAUUUCAAGAUGUAUACACCAAUGCAAAGUUCAAAGAAGUUCAGGGGGAGUUUAUGAAAGUUGUGGGUUGUAAUAACUCUUGUCUUACAAAUGAAGGUGCAAUUUCUACCUAUCAGGUGAUUGAAAGUUUUGUCAUUAAUAGAAACAUGAAAGACGUAUCACAUUGUGUGUAUUACAAUGAAGAAGAUGAAGAAGAGGUAGAAGUGAAGUGUACUUGUGCAUUGUUUGAAACAAGAGGUAUCUUGUGUAGGCAUGCUAUUUCUGUGCUAUUGUCAAAAAAGGUUUUGACGUUGUCACCAAGAUUCUUUCUUACGAGAUGGAGGAAGGAUCUAAAGCGUCUAUACACAUUGUUGAAGAGUAGUUAUGACAAUUUUGGUGGUAAUUCUGAUGACGAAAGAUAUGACAGCUUGUCCAAGAAUUUAAAUGAAUUAGCAUCGCUCGGAAAAAGCAAGCACAUUUACACUACGGUGAUGAAAGGAGUUGAUGUUUUAAAAGAGGAAUGCCGUAAAUUAAGUCGUAUUUCAGUCGCAUCUUCUAGUUGUAAUGAGGUUGUUCAAAGUUGUGAUGAAGCUUCGACAUUGCAAAGUACUAAUUUGCUUAGUCCGGUUAAAGUUAAACGUAAAGGGAGACCACCGAUUAGAAGAAUGAUGCCAAUAGUUGAACAAGUGACGAAGAAGAAGUUACAAGUAACAAAUGAGCCAUCAAGCGACAACAAUGCCAAAACAAGUAGAAGCAAAAAACAGACUUCAAAGGCAAAGCAACAUCAAGCGAAUAAAAGUCAAACUCCACUGCCUUCAGUAAUUGAUGAUCAACACAAUCAUUUAGUUCGUACUCAGGUUGGGGUGUCCGUUGAUCCAACAAUGGAAUUAUCAAGAUUGGUAUGUGAGCACAAUUUUGAACGGGCUUUCCACAUAGCCCUUUCAAGAUGUGAUUUGUCCAUUGUGUCUUGGUUAUGUUCACAGGUUGAUAUAGGAUGGAUAUUGUCUGUAGUUCCUCUCCCUCUAAGCCAAGGAGUACUGCUCAACCUUCUGUGGCAUUUAGCUUGUGAUAUCAAUAACAACCCAUCCCAAAAACUUUCUUGGAUGACUGUCGUGGCCAAAGCAAUAAUUCCAACAGACCCAGCAAUUGCAGUGCAUGUGCAACCCAUCUUAUUUCAAGUCUAUAACAUUCUCAACCAUCAAAGUACCUUGCUCACACAAGCUGGUGUUGAGCUAACAAAUAUUCAUUUUUUGAUCAAUGUCAUCAAUUCCAUGAUCAUGACCUUUAAAUAGUUUUAAAUUUAUUAUAUUUGUACUUCUAUCAUGGUUAUGUAAUUUUGUGAUUGUUUAGGUUAUUGUAGAAAUGAAAAAUGUAAUGCUACUCAUGGUUGUACAGGGUAAUAUCAAGGAAUAUUUUUUUUUUUUUUUUUGUUUCUAAUGUGCUAUGUAUUCUGUAUUUCCCUGAGAACGUAGUUACCGAGUCCUGAAUCUAUGGUUUCUUACGAGUGGUCAUGGUUUUUGUAUUGCUGGGUGUCAGCACCUGGUGUUUUUAGCCUAGCCAUCUUGCAUGUAUGUGCUAGGGCUAUUCUCUCUCCCCUUCCCAGUUGUGAGUCUGUCCAUUGUCUUUUACCGAGUCUUUCACGUUUUUGAACUUGUGUUCUGCACGUGAUGGUUGGGUCUCUCUGUUUUCCUCAAAGGGCAGGUUAUGUUCCUGGAUCCAGUUUAUUGUGAUGGUUGGCUGUGGCAGUUUGAAAUUUUUGGUGCCUUGUGGUUUCUGGGGCUUUGGCCGUGGCAGUAGGUUUAUAUACAAAUUCUGCCAUGACAACCUCUUCCUCACGGAGGGUUGUUUUUUUUGUUUCACCAAGCCCUAGUUUUUCAGGCUUCCUUUGUUUGCAAACUGUGCUAUGCAACCUCCUCCUUAUGAUGUAAUGAAAAUUGUUAUCUGCCCUUUGUGAUGUAUUAUGCUUUUCACCCUAUUGGGGGAUGAUAAAUAAAAAAUUUCUGUCUUUGUAUUUA